AUGCUUAAGUGGCUCAUUAUUGGGCGGAGGUUCAUGAGGAGUUACUAUGGCGACGCCCAGCCUGUAGUAGUGGCUUGGACGGCCCACUGGUCAUGGUAUUUUGGGACCUCUCGAUCGCUUGCAGGCGGAGGCGGCAACCCAUGUCUUGGAGAUGAGGAAAUUGGGGAAGAUAGGGAGGUAAAGCGUGGGGGAGAAGGUGCUUGGGUUGAGGGACUCGAAGGAACUUCUAAAGAGCGCCAGGCAGGAGAUGGCUAUUUUAAUCAUUUGUUGUGGCAGACAGGAGAUCUUCGGCGAGUGCCAUCAUUGCCACCGACACCAGUUUUUUGGGGCGCCCGAGGAAUUCAUGGAUUUACUUCGAGAAUAGGGCAAGGCGCUGCAGCUACAGCUCUGGAAUUCUAUGCUGCCCAGCCCCAAGAUGCUGAUCGUCAAGAGCUUCCUCAAGAACUUCCUUGUGCUAAAGAGGAGGCCGGGUCUGCAUCGAGAAAAUUAAUGAGACUGCACGUUGGCGGAGCCACUGAGGGAAGGAAUUAUGACAGUGCAUCUGGCGGGGGUCCUGGUGCUAGGCUGCGUGAAGGAGAGACGCUGCAAAUGUGGGAACGGCGAAAGAUACCUCCCUAUGCUGAGGAACAGGUUAUCAACUUGUUUCAGCGCAUGAUCGGCGCUGCAUCGCUGUGCCGAACCUUGAUUCGGAAGUUAACCCAACGUCAACGCCUGCACAUGGCACGGGAGGUGGUGAGGCUGCUGGCACUAGAACUGGGGGCUUUUUCUCUUGUGCGAGGGCAUCUCGAACCGUUACGGUCAAAAUUAGCUAACACUCUUUUGCAACUAAGUAACGAAGCUCUGCAGCGCAGCGGCCAGGACAUGGAGCUGGAAGAAAGUCGAAGCAAUAUUCGCAACCUGAAAAGCAUAUCAUUGCAGCCUCUCCUCUGUCAUCGUCAUGCCGGGAUAUCCUCACUUGGGCUCCCUUCGAUGAGGCAACUAGUGGAGGAGAUACACCGCGCUGUUCGCGAUGCCGGAGGCAUCCCGCAGUCUCCAUCACACGCAACAAAAACACAUCAGAAUGUUGCUCUUAGGUCGUCGACUAGCGAUCAACAAACGUCCACUUCACGGGAGCCACUAGAUGAAGAACAGAGACAGACGCGCAGACAAGAAGAAUCUCACUCUGCACUGCAACCAUCUUCGAGUCUGUCAGGCGCGGGGCUACAAGGCCUGCAGGCAGCGGCUUUUGCAGAGCCUCUACAGGAUUACCCAUUGGUUCUGUCGCCAGUUGGCCACCUUUCUCGCCCAGCUUAUUCCAUCCUUUCAGAAUUUGGAACAAGUGCCGCAGCGCGCUACUGGCAGCCCUUUCCAUCAACAUUUCCUCAUCCACUGCUGAGCCCGUCGGUGCCUUCAACGCAUCUACAGCAACUUGACGUCCAAGGCGCACCGCGAAAUGCUAGUGCUAAUGGAAGGGUACUUAGUGGAUUGGUUCAGACCCGUACUUCCGAACAUGCGGAUCUGGCUGCGAGUCAAGUGCCAGGCAUGUCUCCGUUGCACGAAUCAACGCCCAGUUUUCCGUCCUACCCACAAACGGCACGACGUGCAUUCGCUGGGCCAAAUGCUCAUGGGGGUUUCCCAGCAUAUACAAGCUACGGCGGGCACAGCGUUUCUCACUAUGUCGCACCACCUUCCCUGCUUCCACCCACUGCCAGGCCUACGGGACAGGCCUCAUAUUCAGAGCAUGGCGGGAACUAUGGAACAGUGCCAGGAGAUAUUCUCCAGCCUGAAGAACCUGACCAGAUGGAAGGUCUUCUGGCGGAUCUUAUCAGAGGCGGUCUCAAACUCGAAGAUAUUUUCCCCACGGGAGACCGUCCAUACCAAUAA
This is a messenger RNA of Eimeria acervulina, 1863 nucleotides long. RefSeq lists its product as hypothetical. The transcript is spliced from 3 exons. The record is from RefSeq and is a predicted model, not a curated record. NCBI's taxonomy places the organism in Eukaryota, Apicomplexa, Conoidasida, Eucoccidiorida, Eimeriidae. The coding region runs from base 1 to 1863 and encodes 620 amino acids.